Messenger RNA from Trifolium pratense (red clover), 756 nucleotides. RefSeq names its product 14 kDa proline-rich protein DC2.15-like. Lineage: Eukaryota; Viridiplantae; Streptophyta; Magnoliopsida; Fabales; Fabaceae. Bases 74 to 472 code for a protein of 132 amino acids. The transcript has a single exon. The record is from RefSeq and is a predicted model, not a curated record.
CAAACAUAAUCAAUCACUCACACACCAAACCAAAGUAAGAGUAGUAGCAACUAAGUCAUUUUUCAACUUCCAAAUGGCUUCCAAGGCUGCUACUAUCCUUGCCCUCAAUCUCCUCUUUUUCACAAUGGUGACCUCAAAUUAUGUUCCAUGUCCUCCACCACCUCCAAAAGGUCACAGCCACGGCCACUCAUAUCCAGUACCUUCCUCAAAUUACCCAACAUGUCCUAGAGACACAAUUAAGUUUGGUGUGUGUGCUGAUGUAUUAGGUUUGAUUAAUGUUGAACUUGGUAAGCCACCAAAGACACCAUGUUGUUCUCUCAUCGAUGGUCUUGCUAAUCUUGAAGCUGCUGUGUGCCUUUGCACUGCUCUUAAGGCUAAUGUCUUAGGCAUUAACCUUAACCUUCCAAUUAAUUUGAGCUUGGUACUUAACUAUUGUGGAAAGGGAGUUCCAAAGGGGUUCGUUUGUGCUUAAUUAAAUAGACACUAAUUAAUUAAUAUGGUUAAGUGUCACUACAUAUAUCUUCAAUUGGUGUGUGGAUUUUGUACUUUUUGUUGCACUCAAGUUUCAUUUGUUUUUGCUAAUGAACAUUUCGUUCAUACUUAAUUAUUGUUGUUAUUAUCAUUAUUGUUGUGAUGCUUGGUAAUUGAAGCAUCUAUAGUGAUUAGUAUUUUGUAUUCCUACAUACAUCUAAGUGAUAUUUUCUUGUAUUUAUACAAAUAAAUUCGUUUAAAGAAAGAUUCGUGAUUCCUUCUAAA